Molecule: messenger RNA, 4847 nt
Organism: Mercenaria mercenaria
Lineage: Eukaryota; Metazoa; Mollusca; Bivalvia; Venerida; Veneridae
Exons: 6
Coding region: 186-875 (229 amino acids)
Source: RefSeq, a predicted model, not a curated record
GCAGGAGUUGGGCAGUGCUGGACAUUGUCCCCCAGUUACAGACAUACAAGUGCAACCAUGGCAACGAGACAGAUGUCUGUUAUAAUGAUAUUUCUUUAGAAAGCGCAGCUUUGAAUGGUGAAAUCUCAACAAUUCCUCUUACAACUGUGAUUAACCAGAGUUACCCGACCUUCAAAUGGGUGGCAAUGCUGGUAGAGUUAUUUAUAGUAGUUAGUAUUACAGUAUCAUAUCUUACAAUAGGAGCAGUGCUCCACCAUACAUUAAAUGGAUGGGUUAAUUCUUUCUGGACCAAAGAUUCUAUGGCAACAUACAGAGAUAAACUGAAAUCUCCAACAAAAUGUUCAUGUUGUACCUCACAAUGUAUGUGCAAUACAAUGUUAUCAUUCCUAGUGUUUGGUAUCGUGUUCUUUAUUGCAAUGAUGGAUCCACAGGGCUUCCUAGAUAUGCUAGAAAAAUUUGCCUCUUUGACAAUUAACCUUGAGGUUGCACUCUUCAUCUUCUUGAUGUUCAUGAAGUCAAGGAAUAAGGAAAAUAGAAAUUUAAAGAUUCCACUUCCAAUGCCACCAUUCGUGUACUAUUUGGUGUAUAUCAUACCUGUAUAUUUUGGUUUUGCUGUGGGGUAUGAUAUUUAUAACACUAUACGAGACAUUGUUAUAGAACAGACUGGAUCCUCACAGGGCAAAGUCAUUACCCAGGGAAUUACUGGCAUAGCCAAAAAUAUUACUGGAGUGGUGAAAAACUCAACAGAACAUACACUGAUUAACUCAACAUUGACUUCAUUAAUUAGUACAGAAUUAACAACAUUGUCUACUACUUCUCUAUUGCUUAAUGAUACAAUUGCUCAAAAUAUUUCAAGUACAGUGCCUUUAUUAUAGUAUUUGAUAUGGAAAUUAUUAUAGUAUUUAUUAUAGAAAUUGCUAUGGUGUAAGUUGACUGUUUGAUUUACUUUUUCCGUACUUUGUUUCUAUUUAAAGAAAGGACAAUUAUAUUUCUAUUAUACAUCCUUUGAAAGAUUUCAUAUCUAAAUAUGUAUUAGAACUUCUUUAAACUUCCAAAAUAUCUUGAAUAGAUUUGAUUACUUUUACAAAUACGAAUUUGAUAAGCACUUUCUAAUAUAUACUUUAGUAAUAUAUCUAUAGAAAAUAACUUUUAUGUAUACCACAGUUUAUAGCAUUAUAGCAACAUUUCCAUCAAAAAUGGAAACAAUGGUACUUGAUGUACGUGUACUUAUUUUGUACAAUAAAAUGAAUACUCUCUCAAGAAAAAAACACUGUUAGAGAUUAAGUGGAUCAAACAGUAAGUUUGAGCUGUGUUAUGUUUGUGACAGUUGAUGCACAUCAGUGCUUGUUAUGUGUUGUAUAGAUCUAUAUUUAACAGAGAACCUCGUUUUGACUUUUUUUUUUGGAUGCCUAUCCUAUGAAUAGGUAGACAUAUUGUAUUAAUAUGAAUAGGUAGAUAUGUUGUAUUAAUACUUUCUUUUUGUUUUUGUUUGUUAUCAGGUAUCUCCUUUAACACUUGUUUGAAUGAAAUGAAAUUUUACACAAUUAUUAACAUUGGUGAUCUGACAUUUAGUGCACAUGUUCCAUAAUUAUACUUUACUGUUUUAACAGUCCUUUUCAUCGUCAUUUUUGAUUAUUUUUUCAAUGUAAACUAUUGUUUGUGACUCCUAUUUAAGCUAAAACUUUGUCUCUUUAGCUUUCGUUUGUUCAUGUCAUUUUGUUCAUUCAUUUUGAUAGUAGCUGUCAUCUGACAGCUAAUGUUUAAAUAAACAUUGAUUUGGUAAAUGGGGAAAAUAGGUUUUAGCCAAGAAAGCUACAUAGUCACAAAGGAAAGAAAUGCUCAAGAAAAUAACCAUGUUUACAUUGUGCAUUAUAGUAUAGACAUUAAAUUAAUCAUGACUAUCUUCUACAUUCCAUUGUUAAAGGUAAUAAAAUUGAGUUUUGAGGUCAGUCUGAUAAACUUAAGCACCUGAUUGGCUGGUUUGAACUCAGUCUUGAAUUUGACCAGUGACAGUACAGCAUAAUUGGACUUGAUCUCCAAACGUAGUACUUUAUGGUAUUGGACCCGUAAUAGAGUAUCUCCUUUUUGAAGAGUAUUCAAUUCCUACCAUAAACCUACUUUGACUGCAAUUUUCAGGGGGGGGGGGGGGCGUAGGUUCAAACCCCACUGGGACCAAAUUUUUUUUCUCCAUGUUUUCCUUUUUUCUAGUAAGUUUUUACUUCUUUCAAGACUAAUUAUGGAUGAAUUGUACAAAAGUGGAAAAUUUUCAUUUUAUAAGCGAUUUUUUGCUAUUCAAUGUGAAUUUACCUCUGGAUCAGGAGGGGUAGAGUUAGACAUCUUUAAAAAUACUGAGUUACGUGCGGUAAAAGUUCUCUAUUUUGCCUUUAUUCUUCAGAUUACAUAUUGUGGAAGAAAUGCUGGUAGGUUUUACUAUUGCCCCAAGGUUAUUUUUGAAUGAAGUGAGCAAAAUUCAAAAUAGACCCACAGGACUCGACCUUAAUGUUUCAAUGUUGGAGUUAAAAUUCUGUCUCAUUAAAUCUGUUUACUUGAGACACCCUAGACAAAAAUGAUUUUUACAGUUUUAUUUUGUGUUUUAUAAUUGUUUAACAAUAGUUUGAUGUUUCUUUUAUCAAAAUUAAUGCUGUAAUGAAUUAUCUGCAAACGUUUUAGAUAGUGGCCAUCACAUUGAAUUUUGCCUCUUCUUGAGCGUGAGGAAAUACCAUAAAUUAUACAAAAUUUACAAAAAACGGCACGGUAAAAGUUGUUUAAAAUUUGCAACACAGUGUGAAACAUGGUCAACUUUAAGGAUAUACCAAGCAAAUGCCAUUUUUUAAACAUUACUAUUAGGGGUCCAAUACCUUAAGUAUAGGAACCAGAUCUGCAGUAUUUGCUCAAGUAAUGCAAAAUUUCCGAAUCGUAUGAAUUUCAUAUAUCUUGAAACAAAUGCUCAAGAAAAUAACCAUGUUCAGAUUGUGCAUAAUAGUAUAAACAUGUAAUUUAUUCUGAUUCUUAACAAUUUUGUCGGAACAAUAUUUUCUUGGACCGUUGAAUGUAGAAAUCCACAGAAAUUAUUCCUCAUGAACAUUAAUGAUUUUACAAUAUAGAAAAUAUAUUACUAAACUUAUUUCUAGGAUUUUUUGGAAAACAAAGAACAUAUAAUUUUCUAGGAUAUUUUUAAUCUCAAGGAGAAUUCAGAAAAAUGUUAAAGCGCAUUAAGGUUUUUCGAUGUUUAAUUAUAAUGUUUAGUGUGGCAGAUUCAGACAGAUACAAUAAACAGUCAGAUUCAGUGCAUUUCAAGUUAUAAGAUGUCUCAAAGAAUUGUUUUAGUCGACUUUUAAGUACUUCUUAAUGUUUUUUUUUUUUCUUCAUGCUGAUUUAAGCAAAUUGAACAUACUGAUACUUUUGUGUCUAGGUAAAUUUGAUGUCUCGUCUUGUCAAAUUCCUUUGAAGUUAUAACUCGUUAAGUCGAAAAAUGUAUAUGUUAGCUAAAUACAGAUUUGCGCUUAUGUUACGAAUAUAAGACAUAUCAAACGUUUUCCAUUUGCGAAAUAUUUUCAAAAUGUAUAUUUUAGAAAUAAUAAGUUCCCAAACGUGGUUUAUCAUAGAAUAACCCGAGUUUUGAGUUCUUAUGCGUAAGAAUAUAUCACGAAGGCCGUAAGCCUGAGUGAUAUAUUAUUUCGCAAUAGAACGAAAAAUUCUGGUUAUUCUACGAUAAAGCACAAAUUUAUUAUUUCGAUUCUAACACAAAAUACUAGUAUCAACAGUGUUAGAAAAUAUGGUAACUACUUUUUACGGCCGUGCUACGCACCUGAAUCGGAUGACAUCAUUGCACGCGUGUGGUUUAUUGCAGAAUAACUCGAAAUAGAUUUUGCUCUACAUUUAUGUAGGUUAUUUGCUUGUUGUGUUAGAAUAUUUUUUUUUUUGCAGUGGUUGCAUGUACAUAUAUAAGCGUGGAAAUAUUUUCAGUGAAAACGCCAGCUCCAUUUAUCAUUUUUAAGUCAAGGCUGGGUUAUCUCAAAGUAAAUGUCUGUUCCAAUGACUUUAUACUGUAUAUAGCUUACAAAAUACAUGUAAUUUAGUAUUUGUGAUGUUGAAUGAGCUUUAACACAGUUUUCUGGAGUGAUAUAUCGAUUUGUUUGCAUACGAGAUGUAGUUUUUAUAUACUCAUUGAUUUGAAACAGGUUUCAUUGUGAUACACUGCAUUGGAAUAAUGUUUUGACAAUAUAUUAUUUAUUUUGGUAUGGAGUAUAACAUAAUAUUCAUUGUAUAUUUCUAGCCUCCUUAUUGAAGAGUUCAUAAGGCAGUUCUAUGAAUGUGCAGUCUAGUAUUUUAUUGAUGUUGUUUUGUUAUUUAAGAAACUUGACCAGCUGCAAAGAAAAUGAUAUUAUUUAGAUGUGCUGUUUAAAGAUGUUAUUUUGCAGGGUAAAAAUGUCAAAACUUUUCUGUUUAGUCAGACCUGUCAUUAAUAAAACAAUUACUAAAAUGUACACUUGGGAAAAGAAAAAUACUAAAGAAAUACUAGAAAAUUGAAGAAAAGAACUAUUAUGUUAUAAGUCCGAUUUCUUUAUUUCUAUAGCAUCAACUUCAAAAACUGAUGUGGUAUCAUUGUUAAUUUAACACAUUUAACUACACAGCAACCAAAAAAUGCUUUCACAAAAACACAGUAUGUGCAAUAAGGUGUGCAUAAUGCCACUUGAACAUGUGGUCUCUAGCAUUUUGUUUUGAAUAUUUAUUAAUGUACAUCUUUUGCAGCUAAAUUCAAAGUGCAUUUGCUCUCGUACAUUUCAUGUAUAAUUUCUGAGAAAAAUCAUUUGAUCACGCUAUUUAUGUACUUUUCCGAAGUCAGA